Molecule: messenger RNA, 1035 nt
Organism: Aegilops tauschii subsp. strangulata
Lineage: Eukaryota; Viridiplantae; Streptophyta; Magnoliopsida; Poales; Poaceae
Source: RefSeq, a predicted model, not a curated record
AUGGCGUCUACAUCGUCUACGUCCGAGCUGCCGGACGGGGUAGUCCUAGUCCCCGCUCCGGAUCCGCUCGUCCACGUCGCCUUCAACCAGCACGGCACGCACUUCGUCGCGGCCAUGGCCACCGGCUUCCACGUAUUCUCCUGCCACCCUCUCGAGAGCGGCAUGCACCGGCGCAGCAGCGAGCUCAAGGUGACCUCCGCCCAGCUGCUCACGCGCUCGCAGCUGGCCGUCGCGACGCGGAGGCCCAGCGCCGUCAGCGGCGCCGUCGAUGACCACGUCAUCGACUUCUGGAACGGCAUGUGCAAGCCCAAGGACGCCAGGACCAACACCGUCAGGAGCCCGUGCGGCGCCGUCGGCGGGUUCCGCCUGCGGGGGGACCACAUGCUCGUCGCCGGCGAGGGGACGGCCACGCUGUUCGACGGCGUGCACUGGGAGAAGGAGGAGCCGAAUGGGCCUGCGACGCUCGUCUACGCCCUGCCGCUGCCGGAGGCGGGAUCGGUGCAGGUCCGCCGGCGCGGCAGGGCCGGCAGCGUCAGCGUGUGCGCCCACGGCUCCGGCGUGGCGUGCCUCGCGCUGUCCCGCGACGGACGGCUGCUCGCCACCGCCGGCACCAGGGGCACGCUCGUGCGCAUAUUCAGCACCGCCGACGGCACCAAGCUCCAAGAGCUGAGAAGAGGCACCGAAGGGGCAGACAUCCACUGCAUCGCCUUUUCCCACGACUCCAAAUGGUUAGCGGUGUCCAGCGACAAGGCAACGGUGCACGUUUUUAGCAUCAAUGACUUCAACCUCACAAGCUCCACUCUCGAGGAAGACCAUGCCAGCUACCUGCCGACGUAUUUCAGCUCGAAGUGGUCGUUUGCCCAGUUCCGGAUCCCUAACGCCUGGACCAAGUGCUCCGUGGCAUUCGACCGGAGACACCCCAACACCAUUACCAUUGUCUGCAUGGACAAAAGGUUCUACCGCUGCGAGUUCGACCCGGUGAAAGGAGGCGACAUGGUGCCGGGGGUGUACCAUGAGAACUUCAUGGACCUCUGA